Caenorhabditis remanei is the source of this 393-nucleotide messenger RNA. RefSeq lists its product as uncharacterized. The transcript is spliced from 2 exons. Lineage: Eukaryota; Metazoa; Nematoda; Chromadorea; Rhabditida; Rhabditidae. The coding region runs from base 1 to 393 and encodes 130 amino acids. The record is from RefSeq and is a predicted model, not a curated record.
AUGAAAGCUUCAAAACUCCUCACCGUUCUUUUCGUCUUCUGCAACGUUGCUCUGCCCGUAUAUUCUUUGUCGUGCUACAGAGUAUCCUCGAUUGAAAAUGGCAUUGUCGAGAACAAGAGCAUGUGUACCGCCUACUAUGAAACUGUCUCUGGAGAAGCCGCGUUUGGAGGAGCAAACGUAACCCCUGCUUUUCGUCAAAAAGCCAAGUUCAAUUUCGACUUGGAGGAGGAUUGUCAACUUCAAAGAGUCAAACUCAUCGAUGGCUCCGGUUACACCGGCAUUUGGGCGUGUUUCUGUGCAACUCCGAUGUGCAAUUAUCCUUUCUCGUAUGCGGAGUUUGCAUCCCGCGGCCACACCCUGCGCCCGGUCCCACUUCCGAUUGAAUCGCAAUGA